Messenger RNA from Symbiodinium natans, 1434 nucleotides. Lineage: Eukaryota; Dinophyceae; Suessiales; Symbiodiniaceae. The record is from the annotation of a GenBank genome assembly.
AUGGGAAGAGUGCGCAAAAGAUCCGUGCUGUGGGUGGUGAUUUCCUUGUGGCUGCAACACGUCGGAUGCCCCAUUAGCUUCAGCACACCCAAUCGUGCCAAGAAUUGGCUUCCCCAGCGUGCUCUUCCACCUGGCUGGGUUGCACAGGCAGCAGAAGCAUUUCGGGACCCGUCGGUCCGAGCAGUGUCGGCUGCUCUGAUACAGGCUCAGACAGUUGCGAACUUUGUCACCAGUUUCGACAGCGCGGGGAAAGUAUGGUCUGAAUGGAUAAAACUAGGCGUUUAUGAUGGCACUGGUGACGUCACCAAUCAUGUGUCACAACUCAUACAGUCAAUGAAGCAGAAGCUGGAAGCGCAGAACAACACAAUCAUAUCAAGCACCCAGAGCAGCAACAUGCCCGAAGAGCCGGUCAGGAAGACCUACAUCGAGCAGUUGAUGGUCGCGACGUUGCUAAACAGCACACCAGGCAUGUCAGCGGUUUAUGCUGAAUCUGGCACGGGCAAGUCAGUUGCAGCGACACUGGCAAUCACUGCCGUGGCAAGGGGUCGGGUAAAUGAUGCCUUCGUCCUGUUGCAGGGCAAUCUGAACCAGAGGCUGCGAGCCUUCCUUCGCAUCGCUGACGAAAGCCUCACGGAUGACAUUGCGGACCCGUUCUUUAGGGCCUUGCGACGCGAGGACAUCGAGUUGCACGUGUUAUUCGACAAUGUCCUAGACAGCGGCGUUCCCAACGACGCGGUUCAAGACAAUUUGAAGUCACUUGCGCGCGCGGCCUGCGAGCACCAACACCAGAUAAUCUUCACCAUGCAAACUCGAGAGGCCGCAGAGUCAGUCAGAGACAUGAACGGCGCCACUACUCGCAUCGCGCCGCAACAAGAUGAAGCAUUCGGGGCAUACCGAUGGAACAAGAACGAGGUGCAAAAGCUGAUUGCAGGUUUGCAAACGGCUAAACAGCCAGACUUGAUCCUCGCGGAGUCUGAAAUUCCUGAUGACCUGGGACGGUGGCGACCGAGGGAUACCAAGCUCUUCGCAUCAAGUGGUCUGAAACCUGCACCACAAAGUCAACGGCGUCAAUUGCAAGCAGGCUUUGGCACGACCUCAAAGUUAUCCGUCGUCUGGGUGCGGGAGCUGAUCCGCAAGGAUCGGACGGUCACGGAAAAGCUGAGGCCCAAGGAGGAGGACCCUGAGGGCGAGGAUGAGCUCGAGCCGGCGUUCAAGGUGGAGUCCCCUCAGGACUACCACCGCCUCAAUGAUGUGGACGACUUGAAGAAAGCCAUCAAGCAGACGAAUCCCGAUCUCCGGGACAUUGCUGCAAGGAAUAUCGACAUCUACUCACAAGAAGCUGGAGCGUGGCGCGUCCAAAAUGCAUCAACAGUCCUGCGCCAGAACACCAGCGAGCAAGAUUGCUACGGCUUUUUGCCGCGACGCAUGACUUGA